UUGAGCGUUGCUUUCGCUCCACAUUCUUUGUAAUGGCAGUGGCAUGUCUUGUUGAUAUUUAUCAUCUUUGAUUUUGUGUCUUAAUGCCAGUUCAUAAACUCCAAUGGGUUAUCUCGAAUGCUGUAGUCGUGCAGGCUGUUUGAAUAUAUAUUUCAUUUGAGGACGUCUUUCAAACCACAUAGUUAUCAAACGGGAACGUUUGUGUCGUCUGGUUGGCGCAGGGAAGAAUUACCAUAAUAACAAAAAAAGUGACAGUGAUGGCGAGCAGCCCUGCAGUGCUGAUGCGCCUGGUGGCUACAGCCCAUGCUGUGGCGGAAAAGGCAGGCUCUAUUGUCAGGAAGGUGCUUUACAGUGGAGAGCUUGGCAUCAUUGAGAAGACGGGACCCAAUGACCUACAGACUCUGGCUGACAGACUUGUUCAGAAGAGUAUAUGUGCAUCCUUGUCAAAAAGCUUUCCAAAGGUUACUAUCAUCGGAGAAGAGGAUUUACCAGCUGAGUCUGUUGAAGAUGACCUGAUAGAGACUGGACAGAACAGUGGAGUCCUACAAAAGCCAUGUCCUAAUCAGUAUACUAACCUAAAGGAGGAAGAGCUGGUUGUGUGGGUGGACCCUCUUGAUGGUACUAAAGAAUAUAGUGAAGGACUCCUAGAUCAUGUGACAGUGUUGAUAGGCAUUGCUUAUGGAGGGACAGCCAUUGCUGGAGUCAUCAAUCAACCUUUUUACAAUUACCAGAUCGAGGCUGGUGCUACUUUGGGACGGACGUUAUGGGGAGUGAUAGGUUUGGGUGCAUUUGGGUUUCAACUCCAGGAAGUCCCAGAUGGGAAAAGAAUUAUCACUACCACGCGAUCCCAUAGCAAUAAGCUAGUGACCUCCGCAGUUCAAGCCAUGGAUCCUCAUGAUGUCAUUAAAGUGGGCGGAGCUGGAAAUAAGAUCAUCCAGCUAGUCGAAGGAAAGGCCUCUGCAUAUGUUUUUGCCAGUCCAGGCUGUAAGAAGUGGGACACAUGUGCACCUGAAGCAAUUCUGCAUGCAGUUGGAGGCAAACUAACAGACAUGCAUGGCAAAGGAUACAGAUAUGAUGCAGAUGUAAAGCACAUGAACUCAGCUGGUGUGUUGGCAACACUGCGAGAUCAUCAGUAUUAUUUAAGCAGAGUACCUGAGAAUGUCCGACAAGAGCUUCCUCGAGACUGAACUAAUGUAGAAUUUUAAAGCAAUGUGCCAUUAAUGAUGACCUUGUCAUACAACCUUAAUUAUUUGGGCAAAUGAUUUUGUAAAAUUUUCUAAACUACCUGAAAUUUACAUUGCGUAUAAAUACCUGAAAACUACCAAGAAUUGUUUAUAUUUUGACGUGUUUUCAGGCUUGAUUGAUAAUAUAAGACCUAACUCUUAAAAUAUACACAUGUGAUCUGUUUGAUAUGACCUUUUGCAUUAUACUUAAUGUAGAGCAAAUGUUAAGCAGUGCCAUUAACUAUUUGUUUCCUGAUAUACUUAAAUAUGCACAAUAAUCCUAUAUAGUUCAGUGGGCUACUGCUAUGCUCCCAAUAUUUUAGAGUAGCUGAAUGUGUACCUGUGUAUCUGAACUUUGAUCAGUUUCAGCUUUGUAACUUAUUCAGUUGCUUCUGGGUGGCCAUGAGACUAUAUUGUGCUGUGGGUAUACAAAAGAAACGCCAUGUUUCCAUCCAAAUGUCAUACAAAUCUUUUCAAAGUUCGCAAUAACAGGAGGAAUGACUAAUGCGAAAUUGGUGUGUUUCCAUUAGGGAUGCAACAAUACAGGUCAUGGUUCAUGUUUUUGGUUCGGUUUGGCUCCGAUGGCUAAGCACAUUAAAGUGUUUUUCAUUAUUCUAUGCUUAUGUGACAGGAACAGUAAGAAGUAAAAAAAACUAUUUUAAUACCAUUCUGUUUAUUUUUCUUGACUUAUUUUAUUCUCUUUAAUAAAAAAAAAACUUUUUUUGUACAAUUCCUGGUGUAUUGAAAAAUAUAAAUCAAGAUAUAUCAAAUGUAGUGAUUCAAUGGGGAACAGUGUCAUUUACACAAGACGUUUGCAAUGAGCUCUUGUUUUUCUUCUGUUGUUGUGGUGCGUUAAUCUAAAAAAGUCUAUUCAUACAAAAUGAUUCACACUCUCAGAGAUGCAAAUGUAUUUUGGUGUUUUAUUUUAUCAUUGGGGGACGAAGACACCAAUGUUUCGGCGCCUUCAUUGUGUUUAGCGAUUAAUGUGGGUACAACAUUCAUGAUAUACUAUAGUGGUUGUGGUGUAUAGAGACAUGAUCUUGGAUGUUUAUGUAUGGUAUUUAAGUUAAUAAGUGGGAUAUGUUGACGACUAGGUUUAUGGGGUUAUUUAUGUUUCUUUAUCAUUCAAUCAAAAAUGCAAUGUUUGAGAUCAAAUAAUUAUAAUCUAAAUAAAAAUACAUAAUGCAAAUAAA
Triplophysa dalaica is the source of this 2416-nucleotide messenger RNA. It is a transcript of the gene bpnt1, whose product is annotated as bisphosphate nucleotidase 1. Gene Ontology annotation, biological process: phosphatidylinositol phosphate biosynthetic process. Bases 258 to 1187 code for a protein of 309 amino acids. The record is from RefSeq and is a predicted model, not a curated record. The transcript is spliced from 9 exons. Gene Ontology annotation, molecular function: 3'(2'),5'-bisphosphate nucleotidase activity. Lineage: Eukaryota; Metazoa; Chordata; Actinopteri; Cypriniformes; Nemacheilidae.